UAUAAAUUUUAUCUCUAUGUUCUUAUAUCGAAAAAGUGUAAAGAAGUCACAUUCAAAUCUCUGUCUGAUGUGUACUCUGCAUCCUAUUGAAAUACGUACUGUAACAUCACAAAGCCAAAUGCUGAUGGUUGCAGUUCUAACAUUAGAGAAGUGGUCAACAGGCUACAUCAGCAUCUGUACUUGGUGUAUUUAUUCUCAUCAGGACACAACCAACUUACCAGUUGGUAUUGCCUAAUUUGAUUACUCGACGGCAGCCAACUGACAUGGCCAUCAGACUGAGGUUAAGCCGCAUUAAGACAGCUUUUCGUCUCGUUUGGAGAGUCAGUUUUGAGUUUUGGGUAUCGCUUGUUGUUUAUUUCUUUGUGUGCUAUCUGCUCUACUGGCUCUAUGGAACCGUGGUUGCUUUCCUCCUGAUUUGCUGCUUCAGUGUAGUUGUACUCUACUUCACGGAGGACUCGUUUUUAUACUAUCCACAAAUACCUAGCAAUUCGCGGAUUUUUGUACCUCUGCCUUCAAUGUACAAUCUACCAUUUGAGAACAUUUAUACUAAGUCCAUUGAUGAAACUUUUCUUCACAUGUACUUCAUUUCACAGCCUGACCAUCUAUUCAAGAAGUGUCCAACAUUACUCUUUUUUCAUGGUAACUCUGGAAAUAUAGGACACAGGUUUGCCACUUGACUGUAAAAUGAUUUAAAUACUCUUGUAUUAAAUUUUUAC
Copidosoma floridanum is the source of this 716-nucleotide messenger RNA. It is a transcript of the gene Bem46, whose product is annotated as abhydrolase domain containing 13-like protein Bem46. Gene Ontology annotation, molecular function: palmitoyl-(protein) hydrolase activity. The record is from RefSeq and is a predicted model, not a curated record. NCBI's taxonomy places the organism in Eukaryota, Metazoa, Arthropoda, Insecta, Hymenoptera, Encyrtidae. Gene Ontology annotation, cellular component: membrane.